CCACCACCAACACGUCAGGAAGAUUUUUUUGUGAAGCGAGGGUGUGGUAGUCUGGAUUUUGGGAACGUGUACAGUCUUAGUUUUUAGUGGGACAUAGACGAAACCGAUCUACUUCAACCUGCAGGACUGUGGUGCAAGAGUGCUCCUGUCCUCCGCAUAGUUAAACAUCCUUCCCACCCAGCCCUCCUUCCUGCCUUCCUUUCUUCCAGCGGACGAAUGCCCCCCAGACCCUUGCGGGAUAUCCUCCAUCGCCCCCCUCUACGUGUCCUGGCCCGCCGGCUCCAGUGCACCGCCCGCCUCCCGUAAACCAGGGGAGCCGGCUGCUUCAGUUAGGCCCAAAAAGAGGAAGAGGAGGAACGCGGCAUCAUGGAUGACAUCUUCACCCAGUGCCGGGAAGGCAACGCCGUGGCCGUCCGCUUGUGGCUGGACAACACGGAGAACGACCUCAACCAGGGAGAUGACCACGGGUUCAGCCCUCUCCACUGGGCAUGUCGAGAGGGGCGCUCGGGCGUGGUGGACAUGCUCAUCAUGAGAGGGGCCCGCAUCAACGUCAUGAACCGCGGGGACGACACGCCCCUCCACCUGGCAGCCAGCCAUGGGCACCGCGACAUCGUGGCCAAGUUGAUCCAGUGCAAGGCCGACACCAACACAGCCAAUGAGCACGGCAACACACCACUGCACUACGCCUGCUUCUGGGGCCAGGACCUGGUGGCUGAGGACCUCGUAACUAAUGGUGCCCAGGUGAGCAUCUGUAAUAAAUAUGGUGAGACUCCCCUGGACAAGGCCAAACCACAUCUUCGGGACCUCCUGAAAGAACGAGCAGAGAAACUGGGACAGAGCCUGACCAAGAUCCCCUACAAGGACACCUUCUGGAAAGGCACCACCCGAACCCGACCCCGAAAUGGCACUCUGAACAAACAGGCUGGAAUCGACUUCAAGCAGCUGUCCCUUCUGGCAAAGAUCAACGAGAACCACUCCGGAGAGCUGUGGCAGGGGCGCUGGCAGGGGACGGAGAUUGUGGUGAAAGUGCUGCAGGUUCGAGACUGGACCACCAGGAAGAGCCGUGACUUCAAUGAGGAGUAUCCUAAACUCAGGAUAUUCUCCCACCCGAAUGUGCUGCCCAUGUUGGGGGCGUGUCAGUCGCCCCCCGCCCCCCAUCCUAUCAUCAUUACACACUGGAUGCCCUAUGGAUCACUCUACAACGUGCUCCACGAGGGCACGAACUUUGUGGUGGACCAGAUGCAGGCAGUGAAAUUUGCUCUGGACAUAGCAUGUGGGAUGGCCUUCCUGCACACGCUGGAGCCCAUGAUCCAACGGCACUAUCUCAACAGCAAGAGUGUCAUGAUUGAUGAGGACAUGACAGCCAGGAUAAGCAUGGCGGAUGUCAAAUUCUCCUUCCAGUGUCCUGGUAGGAUGUACUCUCCAGCCUGGGUCGCUCCUGAAGCCUUGCAAAAAAAACCAGAAGACAUUAACCGCCGGUCAGCGGACAUGUGGAGUUUUGCCGUGUUGCUCUGGGAGCUGGUGACCCGAGAGGUGCCCUUUGCAGACCUCUCCAACAUGGAGAUAGGCAUGAAGGUGGCAUUGGAGGGUCUACGCCCCACUAUCCCGCCCGGCAUCUCGCCCCACAUCUGCAAGCUCAUGAAGAUCUGUAUGAAUGAGGACCCGGCGAAAAGGCCCAAGUUCGACAUGAUCGUGCCAAUCCUGGAAAAGAUGCAGGACAAGUGAAAACUGCCUCAUCCACAGAUGUGGUGCAUACCAGUAUUGCCUUAAAAACUCACUACUUGCCACUGCUCUCUAUGCCACUGUAACCGUUAGCUUCUGAAAAAGGCAGCAGCACUCAUUACUGUUAUUAAUAUUGUUAUUAUUGCUUGUUGUUUUUUGAUGGAAAAGAGCAUUUUAUUUUAAGUUUUAUAUAAACAACCUUGUGUCAUCAACUCCUUGCAGGCAGUGAACAUAAAAUUACUCAUUAUUGGGGUUUUAAUUAUGAGAACUCAGUCCAGCCCGUCCUGCUGUUGAUGAUAGCCUUGUUACUGUUCCACUUAAGAAGAACAUUUUGGGGCUCAUUAGCUGGAGGCCAAAGACACCAACGCUGAGGGAGUGCCAAGGUCGGCUUUUUCCUCAUACAUACACUGCAAAUAAACAGAAAAAAAAAACAAUUAUUUCAUUUGUAACAUAUAUUAUGCAAGCAACAUGUGAAUUAGUAAGCACUAGUAAGCACAGUGGGGUCAGGGGUGCUUUUGAGCUGCAGAAGAUGGGGCAAACCAGGGGACAACAACCUUAAAUCCGGUCAUUCAAGGUCGGAGCUCAUACCCAUUUGCAAGUCACUUUCAGGAAGUGACAUCGGUUUGCCAAUUCCAGCGUUUUUCAGGAAGUGAGAUUGUCCUGGAAAUUUGAAGUCCCCUUGCCUUCACAUUUCUGGGAAGUCUACAUGACAUUUUCUGUGGCAAAUGUAUAAGAGGAACUCAAGUAAACAUCCCUUUUCAGCUUUAUGUUAAGUGGUUUCUCCCUUCCUUCUUUAUUCGGUUCCAUUUCAUUAACAAGCCUACCUUAUAUCCUCUCUGUACCUUCUCCAACCUCUUCUGCUAAUGAGGCAGGGGGCUCCCUUCUUUUGAGAUUUAUUUUUAUAUUUUGCAUUUCUUUAUGGGAGGGAGACAGACAUGUACCAGCUGAGAUGAUACGGAAGUUGACUGCGGUCAGCUCAAAGCUAAUUCUGUCUGAGCAUAUUGUCAGUGUCAGCACUCUGGAAAGACCUGACCCAGUUGUUUCCCUCUGAAUAUUUUCAAUUUUAAAGAUUGUCCUUGUCAACACUGCUCUUGUUUGUUUUUACUGUGUCCCUACACCAGCCGGCUUGUUUGUGCUGAAUUGCAGGCAAAUGCAAAAACAAAGCAUGUCAUAUACAAAUGUAUGUAAUUUAUAUAGAAGUAUAUUAAAGAAAAUGAGAAAUGUCUGAUGUGAAUGGUUAAUGAAACAUUAUUCCAGAACUCUGUAGGAC
Messenger RNA from Megalops cyprinoides (Indo-Pacific tarpon), 2992 nucleotides. It is a transcript of the gene ilk, whose product is annotated as integrin-linked kinase. The record is from RefSeq and is a predicted model, not a curated record. Gene Ontology annotation, biological process: integrin-mediated signaling pathway; substrate adhesion-dependent cell spreading; protein phosphorylation. The coding region runs from base 367 to 1725 and encodes 452 amino acids. Lineage: Eukaryota; Metazoa; Chordata; Actinopteri; Elopiformes; Megalopidae. Gene Ontology annotation, cellular component: focal adhesion; stress fiber. Gene Ontology annotation, molecular function: protein kinase activity; protein binding; ATP binding. The transcript has 13 exons.